AUGGUGCUGUACACUCAGACAGGACCAGGCUCUCGUACCGCCAAGUUGAUCAAGUUCUUCUGGGCCAUCACUAAAGGCGAGCAACAAAUCACCAACAGCCACUCUGCCAAGCUGUACCUUCAAGGCUGCAAAGACUUUUGCGAGCAAAAGACGGCCGUUAAGUGUGUCGAAGUGCUCAUCUCCAACCCGCCUGGUGUCAUUGCUCUUGAGAGAGCUGUGCGAGCCGACUUGGGUGCCGACUUCAUCACAUCAACUACACUGCCCUUCAUCCAUGCUCUUUCGGACCCUGGCGUAGCAUCACUCAACGAUGGUCGCUUCCUUCGGCAGCUUCUGUCAGCUAUUCUUGAACCCGCUACUUUUUGGUCUGCGUUGCUACCUGUCUAUUACAAUGGCAGGCUUGACGAUGCUGGCCUGGAAGCCUUCGCAUGGCUCUGCCUUCAGAUCGUAUCUGACCAGAGCGGGAGUCUUGAUGCCCAUCGGAUUGGAGUCCAAACCCUGAUGGAGGACAAAUCUCUCCUCAAAUCACUAUCGCCUGAGGUCCGAAAGAUCGCCUACCGCAUUGAAAGAGUCGUCAGCGCCUUUUCUCUUCCCAACGUCGCAUCCAACGGCGUCAGUCCUGGAGGACGCCACGACAAUGACCAUGCGGACUUUCGCAAGAUCUCCAUCUAUCCCACCUCAGAUGAACUUCUAUCAACCGAUGAACCCUACCUCCAACGUCUUGCAGACGUCUUUGACACGCCUAAGGAAACGAGAGGCCCUGCUUACCGCGACUGGCUCUUUCGCCUACUUCGGGAGGACAUGCUCUCUGAGAUACGCGAAGAUCUGCAGACCGCCACGGGCCAGAAGAAGAGCAAGCGAAAGCCUGUCGCUUUAUCUCAGUUGAACCUGGUCGGCCUCAAUGACGUGAACGGAAACAACGUGAACGGACAAAGGCCCAGGGUCAGUCCUCCGUAUACCCUCAACGUCGCAUGCAACCAGGGCAUUUAUUUUCCAAAGAAGUUCCCCAAGGGUAGCAAGAAGGCUUUUCUAGAAGAUACAAAGCAGUUCAUGAAGCACGACUCAUUUGGCGCUCUCUGCUGUGGCAAGGACAUCGUCGCCUUCGGAUCACUCGUCAGAGACAUCCACAAUCUCACCCAGACACCCCCAGUCAUUGGAAUCAGAUUCACCGAUGAUUCAAGCCUGGGCAAGGCACUUGAGGCUCUCCGGGGCCCCGACCAGCAGCGUUUGAGGUUCCUUCUUGUUGAUACGGCUACCUUUGCCUACGAGCCCAUCCUCAAGCGGCUCCAGACCAUGACGGAGCUACCUCUGGAGGGCCAACUGAUCGACUCCGAGGAACCUUCUCAAGAUGCAGCUAGACCAGAAGCACUGGAACUGCUGAUCAAGAAGUUGAGAGCAUAUUCUGCUCAGGGUAUGAAGGUCAAGAUGCCAGCAGGUAUGGGCCUAAAGAAGGAUAUUUAUCUCCAAGGCGCCCAGCUUGACUCCUUCAUCAACGGCCUGAGCCAAGAACUGGCCUUGAUCCAAGGCCCACCUGGAACUGGCAAGUCCUUCCUUGGUGCUCUCAUCCUUGUGGCUAUCCUUCGCCUGACAAACUAUCGCAUCCUCGUCCUCAGCUACACGAACCACGCCCUCGAUCAGUUCAUGGAGGAUCUCAUGGACAUGGGUAUCGAGCCUGAUCGAAUGGUCCGCCUUGGCUCCAAGUCCACCGAAGCAACCAAGAGCACACUUUUGAGAGAGUACGAUCAGCAAAAGAAAUACUGGCUGACCCCAGAAGAGAGGGCCAUCCGCAACUAUCUCCAGAGUGAAUCGGCAUCUAUUUGCAGCGAACUCGAGACCUGCUGCAAGAAGCUAUCGGGACAUAUUGAUUCGGGCGAUAUCAUCGAGUACCUGGAGUUUUCCGAUGGCUUCACUCCUGCCUGGGCAGCAUUCCAAGUCCCCCAAGACGAUGGCUUCCAGAUGGUGGGCGCAAACAACAAAGCUCUCACACCAGACGCUCUCUACGACUUCUGGUACAAGGGCACCCCGGUCACCCGGUUUGGCGGACUGCUGGGAUCUUUAAACCCGUCGGCCCAAGUGGUCUGGGGGCUCUCGCCUGAACAGAGGCAGCAGCUUCAUUCUCAGUGGUGGUAUGCUGUUCGUGCAGAGCAGACGGACACAUUUGUCGAGCUCAGCAAACGAUACCAACAGAUUGAGGCCGAGAUCAAGAGCAUCAGAAACGAAAGCGCACGAAGGGUCCUCAAGGACAAGCGAAUUAUUGCCUGUACGACAACUGCUGCGGCGAUGCAACAGUCCAUCAUCGAGACGGCCAACCCCGAUGUCAUUCUUGUCGAAGAAGCUGGAGAAAUCCUCGAGGCUCAUGUCAUCACAGCUCUGAGUCCCUCUGUCAAGCAGAUCAUUCUUAUCGGUGAUCACAAGCAGCUGCGGCCCAAGGUCAGCGACUACAAACUCACCAGGGAAAAGGGCGAAGGCUACGACUUGAACGUGUCUCUCUUUGAGAGACUCGUCUGCCAAGGCCGUCAUUUCACAACCCUCCAAGAGCAGCAUCGCAGUCACCCAGACAUAUCGUUCUACCCACGCAUGCUGGCCUAUCCCGAGUUGAAGGACAUGCCAUCAACUCACGACCGCGCCCCUAUCCGAGGUCUGAAGAGUCGAGUCACCUUUGUGCACCACCAACACCCCGAGGAUUCGAUGGCUGAUGUGGCUGAGCGCCGUGAUCCAACAGCCAAGGCCAGCAAGAGAAACCAGCACGAAGCGGACAUGGUUUUGAAGAUGGUCAAGUUCCUGGGUCAACAAGGAUACAAGACGGAGAACAUGGUUGUGCUCACCCCGUACCUCGGUCAGCUCUUCCUUUUGAAGGGGAUUCUCCGCCAGGAGACUGAUCCAUAUCUCAACGACUUGGACUCGCAUGAACUCGUGCGAGCCGGAUUACUCACCAAAGCCAGCGCCAAAGUGAACAAGAAGUCGCUUCGUCUUUCCACCAUCGACAACUACCAAGGAGAAGAGUGCGAUAUUGUCAUCGUGUCCUUAACUCGCAGCAAUGCAUCUGGUGAUAUUGGUUUCCUUCAGGCCCGCGAACGCUUGGUGGUGCUCUUGUCAAGAGCUCGCAACGGUUUGAUCAUCUUUGGCAACAUGGAUACCUUUAUGAAGAGCAAGAGGGGAGGUGAGAUGUGGACAGAGUACUUUGACGCUCUGAAGAACAAUGAGUGUCUGUUUGAUGGGGUGCCUGUUUUCUGCGAGCGCCAUCCAGAGACAUCCAUGCUGCUGAAGUCCCCAGGAGACUUUCAUGCCAUGUGUCCUGACGGAGGGUGUGCAGAGCCUUGUGGUGUAAAGUUGGGCUGCGGCAAACAUACUUGUAGCAGACGCUGCCAUCGCCUGCAAGAUCACUCACAAACCGUCUGCCAAGAACGAGUCGAACGAACUUGUCCCAGAGGCCACAAGACCAAAGCCCCCUGCGGAGAUACCUCCGGUAGCUGCAAACCCUGCGCCAAAGAAGAUGAAGAUAACCGUCGAAGAAUCAUUCGCAACCAGGAGCUCGAGAGGAAGCGUCAGGAUCAGCAAGAAAAAUACCGCCGUGAUCUACAGGACAUGAACGAUGAGAUCGAUCACCUUCGUCGUACCAGGAAGUAUGAGACGGAAAAGGAGCAGCAAGCAGAAGCUCUGAAGCAGAAGCAGAAGGAGCUGAGGGCGCUCCGAGAGACUGAAGCCAACUUGGAUAAGAUCAAGAAGGCCCAGCAAACCAACUCGGGACAGCCAGCGACCCCAGUUCCUCCACCUCAGUUUAACGCCAUUUCCAGCGCUGCUAGUGAAUGGGAAAACAUGAAGAAGACUGAGGGCGCCAGCAAUGCUGCCCUGGACAAGCUCAUGGGCAUGAUUGGACUCGAGGCCGUCAAGGACAGUAUGCUCUCCAUGAAGUCCAAGGUGGACACAAAAUUGCGUCAAGGCUUCUCGUUGAGCGGGGAGAGAUUCAGCUGUUCGCUCCUUGGGAACCCAGGAACCGGCAAAACAACCGUUGCCCGCAUCUACGGCGAAUUCCUCACCUCUGUGGGAGCCAUCGCUGGGAACUCUUUCGAAGAAGUGACGGGCUCAAAGAUGGCCAACAUGGGCGUAUCUGGCUGCGAGCAACUUCUCGAAAAGAUCAUGAACAAUGGCGGAGGUGUCAUGUUCAUCGAUGAGGCCUACCAGCUCACCUCCGGCAACAGUCCUGGCGGUAAGGCCGUCUUGGACUAUCUGCUGGCGGAAGUCGAGAACCAGAGAGGCAAGGUUGUAUUUGUUUUGGCGGGAUACAGCAAGGACAUGGAGUCCUUCUUUGCCCACAACCCAGGCAUCCCAAGUCGAUUCCCUAUUGAGAUGAAGUUUGAAGACUACACUGACGAGGAACUUGUCAGCAUCCUGAAGCUUCAGGCUCAUCACAAGUUCAAAGGGAGGAUGAAGGUGGAGGAAGGUCCAGACGGGCGCUUCUUCCGCAUCGCUUGUCGAAGGAUUGGGCAUGGCCGUGGGAAGAAUGGCUUUGGAAACGCCCGCGCCGUCGAGAACUGUCUUCAACUCAUUACCGACAGACAAGCAGCAAGAAUCCGGAGGGAACGAACAGCUAAGGGUACUCCAGACGAUCUGCUACUCACCAGAGAAGACAUUAUCGGACCAGAACCAUCUGAAGCGUUGACCAAGAGCAAGGCAUACCGAGAACUCAACUGCUUGAUCGGACUCCAGGAAGUCAAGGAUGCGCUCAAGAUGUUGAUGGACACGCUCAAGACAAAUUACCAGCGCGAGUUAGAUGAGCAGCCCCUGGUUGAGUUCUCCCUCAACAAGGUCUUUCUCGGAUCCCCCGGAACAGGCAAGACAACUGUCGCCAAGCUGUACGCCAAGAUCCUCGCAGACCUUGGACUUCUGUCAAAUGGCGAGGUUGUAGUCAAGAACCCAGCUGACUUUGUGGGAGCCCACCUUGGACACUCCGAGGCCCAGACAAAGGGCAUCCUUGCCUCGACGGUUGGGAAAGUCCUCGUCAUCGAUGAAGCAUACGGUCUCUACGGAGGAGGAGGCAAGAAUGGUUCCGGCGGUGACAUGUACAAGACAGCCGUUGUGGAUACCAUCGUGGCCGAGAUUCAAAGUGUACCCGGUGAGGACCGGUGUGUACUCCUACUUGGAUACAAGGAUCAGAUGGAGGAGAUGUUUCAGAACGUCAACCCCGGCUUGAGUCGACGUUUUCCUCUCUCGUCUGCAUUUGUCUUUGAGGACUUUGACGACGCUGCCCUUGCCAAGAUCCUCGACAUGAAGCUAGGCAAGACAGGUUUCUCGGCAACAGACAAGGCAAAGCAAGUGGCCCUCGACGUCCUCCGCCGCGAAAGAAACCGCCCCAACUUUGGAAACGCUGGUGCCAUUGAUAUUCUCCUAAACGAAGCCCAGGCAAGCCACCAGAAGCGUGUCUCCAAGGGCAAGGUCAAGACACACGGUAAACUGGAAGCGAUCGACUUUGACGCCGACUUUGACAGAGCUGAAAGAGAGGACACUGACGUCAAGAAACUGUUCGAGGGCGACGUCGGACGAGACAGGCUCAUCUCGGUGCUGCAAAGUUAUCAGACCCGUGUGCGUCACGCCAAGGCGUUGGAUAUCGACCCCGAUAUUCCCUACAACUUCUUGUUCCGCGGGCCGCCAGGAACGGGCAAGACGACAGCGGCACGCAAGAUGGGAAAGGUCUACUACGAUAUGGGUUUCUUGGCCAGUACAGAAGUCAUAGAAUGCUCUGCUACCGAUCUCAUCGGCGAGUAUGUUGGACAGACUGGUCCAAAGGUGCAGCAGCUUCUCGACAAGGCACUUGGCCGGAUCCUUUUCAUCGAUGAAGCUUACCGCCUGGCGACUGGGCAUAACUCCUUUGCCAAGGAAGCCGUAGACGAGUUGGUCGACUGUGUCACAAAGCCCAAAUACCACGGCAAGCUCAUCAUCAUCUUGGCUGGCUACGUCGAAGACAUCAACGCUCUCCUCAACAUCAACCCCGGAAUGACGAGCCGGUUCCCGGAGAGCAUGGACUUUAACCCUCUUGGCCCGGAGGCUUGCAUCAAGCUAAUGACGAGUCAACUGCAAGGGUGGAAAGCCGAGCUCAAGGCCAAGAGACCCAUGGACAUCUCAUGCUUGGAGAACCCUCAUUGUCGGUUCAUCAAAAGGCUGGAGAGCAAGUUUCGAAUGCUCUCCUCGCAAGAGGGCUGGGCGAAUGCCAGGGACGUCAAGGAGCUGGCCAAGAAGACCUUUCGCAAAGUUGAUCUUUCCUCUGCGAGUUUGAAAAUCACCGAGUCCCUCAUUCAUGCCGCCCUUGACGAAAUGUUGGCUGAGCGUGCUGGAAGGAUGGCCAAUGCAAAGAAGCCGUUGGUUCCGCAGUUUGCAAACGCACGACAGGACGGGCCAAGAUUCGCGCCCAUUACUCAGACCAGCAGCUCAACAAAGGUCCAGGAGCAGCAGAAUGACGAUGAAUCAGACGAAGAAUCUGAUCUCGACCAGGCGGAUGGAAAGACUAUCCGUGACCCUGGUGUAAGUGACGCGGUCUGGGAACAACUCCAAAGAGACAAGGAGAAGGAAGUACAACAGGAGAAAGAGCUCCGCCGACUCAAGACAGCGCAGAAGAACGCCAGUGACGCGGACCGGGAGAGACUGGUGCGGGAGAUCCUUGCCGAAGAAGACAGACGCAAGCAGAUGGAGGCGCAAAAGGCAAAGCUCAAGAUGAUGGGAAUCUGCCCUGCUGGAUAUCGCUGGAUCAAGCAGGAUGGUGGAUACCGGUGUGCUGGGGGGUCGCAUUGGAUUCCCAAUGAGAAUAUGGACAAGCUUGCAUGA
Fusarium falciforme is the source of this 6813-nucleotide messenger RNA. RefSeq lists its product as hypothetical. The coding region runs from base 1 to 6813 and encodes 2270 amino acids. The record is from RefSeq and is a predicted model, not a curated record. NCBI's taxonomy places the organism in Eukaryota, Fungi, Ascomycota, Sordariomycetes, Hypocreales, Nectriaceae. The transcript has 3 exons. Gene Ontology annotation, molecular function: ATP hydrolysis activity; helicase activity; ATP binding.